UUGAGGAAGCGAAAAGAUGAGCUCGCUCACUUCUCCAAGCAAGAGGCAAAACGUUCUUGCCUCAAGCUGUUAUUUGUUUCCUCACAGUUUAUGAAUAAAAUUGUAUAGUUCAACCAAACUUUAAUCAUGAACUAUCUUAAUGCAAACCAUUAAUGCAAAAUGUACAGACUGUAACUGUUACUUUAAUACACAAUGAGCAGCAACUCAUACAAACAGGGCAUACAACAGGACUGCGUAUAUAUUUUGUCCACUCCGUAGGGUCAACAAUUACCAGAGUUUAGUUGGGGACCUUUUCUGCCUCUUCUUCAUUUUGGUAUUCUGAAUUUUUUUUUUUUGUUAGUCUUAAUACAUGUAUUCUUAACCUCCUUAGUGUCAUUUUCUCUGUCCUUAUGUUCAAUGAGCAGGGCCAAAUACAAGAAGGAAAACAAACGUAAGUGCCAACUCCUUUACUCGGGGAAGCCAAGUUAGCUAUUUAUAUCAGUCGAAGAGACACACUGCGCUCUGGGCCUGACUUGAACACUGUGGCCUUGUGGAAGUGUAACUUGAAGGCGAGGAUGACAAGACCACUGGGAACCUGACUACUUUUUUUGGACAUAGAGGAGUGUGAAGGAAUUCCAUGUAGAGUCCCCCACAAAAAGAAGAGCUGAAGAGCUUCAGUGCUCAGUACAAGAACCACAAUGUAGCUCGGUUUUCACUCUAUUGUUGUUGUUGCAGCCACGGCAAGAGUGUGCAGACCCUGAUGAGGUCACCCAGAGGACCAUGUCUUCUUAACCCCCACCGUCCCGUCUUUGGCACUGACUGAGCUACUCGAACGAAGAUGAUCAAAGUGGCGACAAGGUCAUCCGGAGCGCAGCCGCCGGACGCGGUGGACAUCAUCCGAAGCAAGAACACCCGCCGGGUGAGGCUCAAUGUCGGGGGCCUCCUCCACGAAGUCCUGUGGAGGACACUGGACCGCCUGCCCCGCACGAGACUUGGCAAGCUGCGGGAUUGCAACACCCACGACUCCAUCAUGGAGAUCUGCGACGACUACAGCUUGGACAGCAACGAAUACUUCUUCGACAGACAUCCCGGAGCCUUCACGUCCAUUUUGAACUUUUACCGCACGGGGAAGCUGCACAUGAUGGAGGAGAUGUGCGCCCUGUCGUUCAGCCAAGAGCUGGACUUCUGGGGCAUCGACGAGAUCUACCUGGAGUCCUGCUGCCAGGCCCGGUACCACCAAAAGAAAGAGCAGAUGAACGAGGAGCUCAAACGAGAGGCGGAGAACAUGAGAGAGCGGGAAGGCGAGGAGUUUACCACCACGUGCUGUUCGGAGAAGAGGAAGAAACUUUGGGACCUCCUGGAGAAGCCCAGCUCAUCCUUUGCUGCUAAGAUUCUGGCCAUUAUCUCCAUCCUCUUCAUUGUGCUGUCCACCAUCGCCUUGUCCCUGAACACGCUGCCAGAGCUGCAGGACACGGAUGAGUUUGGUCAACCCACAGACAACCCUCAGUUGGCCCACGUCGAGGCCAUCUGCAUCGCCUGGUUCACCAUGGAGUACCUGUUGCGCUUCCUCUCUUCCCCCAACAAAUGGAAGUUCUUCAAGGGGCCCCUGAACAUCAUCGACCUGCUGGCCAUCCUGCCCUACUACGUCACCAUCUUCCUGACGGAAUCCAACAAGAGCGUGCUGCAGUUCCAGAACGUCCGACGCGUGGUGCAGAUUUUCCGGAUCAUGCGCAUCCUGCGUAUUUUGAAGCUGGCUCGGCACUCCACGGGGCUUCAGUCGCUGGGCUUCACCCUCCGCAGGAGCUACAAUGAGCUGGGUCUGCUGAUCCUUUUCCUGGCCAUGGGUAUUAUGAUCUUCUCCAGCCUGGUGUUCUUUGCCGAGAAGGACGAAGAGGACACCAAGUUCAAAAGUAUCCCGGCCUCCUUCUGGUGGGCUACGAUUACAAUGACCACGGUGGGAUAUGGAGAUAUUUAUCCCAAAACGUUACUGGGAAAGAUAGUAGGGGGGUUAUGCUGCAUUGCGGGCGUGUUGGUGAUUGCCCUGCCGAUCCCCAUCAUUGUCAACAACUUCUCCGAGUUCUACAAAGAACAAAAGAGGCAGGAAAAAGCCAUCAAAAGGAGGGAGGCCCUGGAGAGGGCAAAGAGAAAUGGCAGCAUUAUCUCCAUGAACAUGAAGGACGCCUUUGGCCGCAGCGUAGAGCUCAUGGACAUCAUGGUGGAAAAAAAGGAUGACAAAGCGGGAAAGAAGGUCCAAGUGAAUCAUGUAUCUCAUAGCCCGCAGAAAGGGAAACCCCAAGUCAGGUCGGAAACGAGUCCCAGCAGCGGCAAGCACCACCUGGAAUCGUGUCACCAGGAGCAAGCCAAGCCUUCGGGAAGCCCUCAACAUCUCAGUGCUCAGACUCUGGAGGAAAUGUACGACACCAUGGCCAAGACUCAGUCGCAACCCGACCUCAACAGCAAGGAAAAGGCGCUGUCUAAAGCCCCGCGUCACCGAGCGGAAUUCGAGAUGGGAGCCGUAACGGAUGUGAGGAGCAUGUCCAGUAUCGACAGCUUCAUCAGCUGCGCCACCGACUUCCCAGAAAGCUCUCGUUUCAACAUUCUCGGCAGGGUCAGCACAAAUCCGAGCCUGGAACCCACUUUGGAGAAUGAGAAUGAAGGCAGUGCCACACCCCUGAGCGGAAGGGGCUCCAAGGAUCUCCGUUGUAGCAAUCCAAUCAAGGGCCCUUCGGUCAGGGUGACCUUCAGAGGAGGGCGGGAUUCGGGGGUUGGGGUGCUCUCCGAUGGCUCUUCAGUCCAGAGCCCGGAGGUGUCCGUCUAUACUACUGCGAGCAGCAGGACGCCCAGCAAGAGUCCGGAGAACUUACCUCCACACAUCUUCACAUUCCACGACGCUUCCAUCCACAAGUUCAUCGACGCCGACACGGACGAGGAGGAGCAUCUGCACGACGCAUCGGUCAUCAGCCCGGCGCAGAGACUCCUGGACAGAGCCAGUCCCAGAUUUGGGUAUAAGGGAGCCAACCACAUGGAGGGCUUCCAGAGGAAGCUGGGCAGUCAUCGCGCGUGGAUGCGAGAUGGACAGGAGAACCACCUGGCUGAAGUACGGCCACUUCAGGGAGACAAGAGUCAUUCAAAAACGUAAACGUGACACGAGUGAGUGCACACAGAAACAAGACAAUGGAGAAGUGCAGUGAACUCUGAUUUAAAAAAUAAUAAUAAUUAUCAAAUGACUGGCAUUUCAAACAUGUGAAGGAGUCGUCGAAAGAGAGAGCACAACGUAUCCCGUGAAAAGACUUGUGGAUGAUCGGAAUGUCGUUUAUGUUCUGCUUACUUCUACAUUCGUUCAUUUAGCUCAGAGCCACCCUCUUUGUUCGAGAAUUUAGAAGGAUUUUGUACGAAAAGCAAAACUCGACAGACGGGUAAACGAAUGGCAUCGAUAGUCACAACGUUAUAACAUUCAAGCAACAGAUAUUUGACCACAAAAGGUGAAGGAACAGACAUAUAUUCUUUAUCCUCUGCAAAAACAUUAUAACUGCAGCUUAUGGUGUUAGUUGUGAAACUUUUCUUCGUUUAUUAUCUUCGUCUGCUUAUAAAAGCUCAAAUGCAACAGUGCAUAACGUUUUCAGCCAUUAUUCCGCUAAAUUUUUCCUGAGAACGUGCUAAAAGACAAGCAAUGCCCUUUUGAACAUUUUUACUCUCAAUGUAUAAUUGAUUGGAAUGCUCUAGAUUGGGCUGGAAUUUUGGCAAAAGAUUGUUUGCUCAAAAUAUGAAUCCGUUUCAAAAUAUGGAGAAAAAAAUGCUGAUUAUUUCAUACAUAUCUCUAGCACGACCACAUCCAGUCUUUUGUCACUUUUUUUGUGUCCUCUACAAUUACAAGUUUCACAUUCAUCAAAUACAUUUGAAUCUUAUCGCAAUUUUUUAAAACAUCUUAAACAUUUGGGGAUUGAUUGUGUGUAUUAUUUUGACAUACUUAUCAUUGCACAGUGACCCAGAUUUCUACCAUCGGGGAAAUAUGACAAAUAUGAUGUUCCAGAAAUGAUUGAUUGUGGCAUUACUUUGGUUCCGAUGUAUAGUUUGCCACUGUUAGCCUCUUUCCUCAAAAACUGGCCUUAGUUGAUGUUGUCCAGAGUUUGGGACUCUCUAUAAGUUGAACAGAUGCAACGCGAAUGAGUGUGUGCAAUAAUUAUCUUUCAUAAACAAUGUACCUAUUGUUAUGUCCGCUCUCGGUCUCUCAAGUUGUGUUCCUUAGGAGUGCUUCUGUCCGUUUGUGUUUGUACUUGUUUUGCACAUUUAGAAAAAUGGCAAGGCCUCUUGACACCCCUUAUCCCCCGAAAAGACGGCACCUUAACGUGAGAAAAACUGUACGCGUUCACGCAGGGCACCACUUUUUAGCUGGAUAGUCGAUGCUGAAAUUGUUUUGUGGGGAUAUUGUAUAAUGUAUUACUUCAAAAAAAGUAGGAUAGUACAUCCAAUACAUGUUUAUUGUACAAGGAAAAGAAAAGAAUUUAUAUUUUUAAGAGAUUUUAUUAAAAAAUAAAUAAAAAAUGGACUCUUAGAUAUACUGUCCUAACCUCAUAGUUGUACAUUUCGGUGUAUGAAAUGCAUUAUUUUGGACUUGCAUUGAUCGGACAAUAGUAAACAGUAGAUACCUUUGUAAUGUUUGCUUAUGUGUCCUUGUGUAAACGACGUCUCUCCCUUUAUCCUUUGUGCAAUACGAAGAACCAAAGACAAACUACUCUCUGAUAGCUCAUUGAAGGUGACGACUUUGUCUGCAACAUCCAGUAGAAUAAAUGUACGAGUUACUUCAGGGAGCUCAUUUAUUUGCCGCGAAAUCAGUGAAAUGAAUAUAUUAGAGCAGUGGUCCCCAACCCCCGGGCCGCGGACCGGUACCGGUCUGUGGGUCAUUCGGUGUCGGCCCGCACAGAAAGGAUCAAUAACUUGCAUUACUUCCGUUUUAUUCAAUUCGGAAUCUGAACGAUGUUUUAUUUU
This is a messenger RNA of Hippocampus comes (tiger tail seahorse), 4965 nucleotides long. RefSeq names its product potassium voltage-gated channel subfamily B member 1-like. NCBI's taxonomy places the organism in Eukaryota, Metazoa, Chordata, Actinopteri, Syngnathiformes, Syngnathidae. Bases 818 to 3118 code for a protein of 766 amino acids. Gene Ontology annotation, molecular function: protein binding; delayed rectifier potassium channel activity. The record is from RefSeq and is a predicted model, not a curated record. The transcript is spliced from 2 exons. Gene Ontology annotation, cellular component: membrane; voltage-gated potassium channel complex. Gene Ontology annotation, biological process: action potential; protein homooligomerization; potassium ion transmembrane transport.